Molecule: messenger RNA, 1037 nt
Organism: Ectocarpus sp. CCAP 1310/34
Lineage: Eukaryota; Phaeophyceae; Ectocarpales; Ectocarpaceae
Source: the annotation of a GenBank genome assembly
AUGCGCACGUUCAUGUUCGUGUCAGGAGGCCCCGACAGCACAUCUGUAGGGGGAACCACGGACUGGGAAUCUACAGCAAGGGGUGGGACAGGCCGCUCCAUAGCGGAGGUUGGCGGUGGGCAAGGCGCACAGCAAGCCGAAUCGGGGGGCAAUCGACAAAGCAACGGUGGCGGCAACGAAGACGGCGGAGGGGACGACGUCAGUGCCAUCACCGGCGCCACGAGUGCUGCGGGCGAGCAGGACGACCACUCCGCGAACACGGCAGACGGGGUAGCUGCGGUGGGCCUAGAAGCGAGGGCGGUGGCUCGAGACGCCGAGCAGCUGCGGCUAGCCCGGGCCAGGAGAGCCGCGAAAGAGGAGAGGCUACAAAUAGAGAAACGGGAGGCGAUUGAGACCGAGAGGAGCGCUCGUCGGCGUGCAAAGGACCGUGCGGAGGCUGCGAGAGCGGAGCGCAAAGCCAAAACACUCGCCCGGAAAGAGCUGCAGCGGAGAAGGGAAGCGCUAGACCAGCAGGAGGAAGACGCCAGGGUGGAGAAGGAAAAGGAGCAAGAAGAACGUCUGCUUGCCGAUGCCGCCGAGAGAAAGCGCCAGGCGAAGCUCCGCCGGGCACGAGAAAGGGAGCAGAGGAAAAGCGUUGACAUGGAGAAAGCCAGGCACGAAGAAGAGAUGGAGAAGAUAGAACGAUGGCGACAGCAAGAGCGAGAGCGAAAACUCGAAACCGCGCAAAGAGAGCAAGAGGCCGAGAGAGUCCUAGAGGCGGCACGGGUUUCCAAGCUGGAGGCAUCAUUGAGAGAGGAAGAGCGCCGACAAGCGGAAGCAGAGGCGAGGAAGCUCUCGCUGAGAGCGGAGAAGGAGGUCGCCAUGGCUAGACUGAAAAGGGGCGAGUUCCGUUACCUGCGCGGAAGGCUUGUCUACCACGAGGCCAAAGGCGGGCUGCUCAUGGCGAUCAACAAUCGCGGCUAGACUCGGAAUUCUUUGCCGCCGACCCUCUUUUCUGGUCGAAGAGCGUGGAUUUGACGCAUGUUUUGGUCCACGUU